Messenger RNA from Myodes glareolus (Bank vole), 2532 nucleotides. It is a transcript of the gene Engase, whose product is annotated as endo-beta-N-acetylglucosaminidase. Gene Ontology annotation, biological process: protein deglycosylation. Gene Ontology annotation, molecular function: mannosyl-glycoprotein endo-beta-N-acetylglucosaminidase activity. The record is from RefSeq and is a predicted model, not a curated record. Gene Ontology annotation, cellular component: cytoplasm. Lineage: Eukaryota; Metazoa; Chordata; Mammalia; Rodentia; Cricetidae.
UGGAACAAGGUUGUCCCGAGGCCCCGGCGGCCGGCGGGCGCUAAACGCCAUGGAAGUCCCGUCUGUGCUGACCCGGGGGGCUGUGCAGCGGAGGGGCCCCAAGUCCCCGGAGAAGCAGGAGCAGGACCAGCCGGGACGGAGACCGGGGAGGCGAAGGCCGGGGCGGAGGAUCAAAGAGGACCAAGAAGAGGAAGCGAUUUUUAGAGAUGUGGUCAGUUUCAACCCGGACCCUUUACCAGCUAGAUAUUAUGACAAGGACACCACCAGACCUACCAGCUUCUACCUCUCAUCCCUGGAGGACCUCCUGGCCUGGACCCCCAUCAUGGAGGAUGGCUUCAACGUCGCCCUGGAGCCCCUAGAGCGUCGUCAGCCCCCACUGAGCAGCCCCAGGCCCCGGACCCUGCUGUGCCACGACAUGAUGGGCGGGUACCUGGAGGACAGGUUCAUUCAGGGCUCGAAGGCGCAGAACCCCUACUCCUUCUACCACUGGCAGUACAUCGACAUCUUUGUGUACUUCAGCCAUCACACGGUCACCAUCCCCCCUGUGUGCUGGACCAAUGCUGCCCACCGGCACGGGGUCUGCGUGCUGGGGACCUUUAUCACAGAGUGGAAGGAGGGUGGCAAGCUCUGUGAAUCCUUCCUGGCUGGGGAUGAGCGCUCCUACCAGGCGGUGGCCGAUCAGCUGGUCCAGAUCGCUCAGUUUUUUUGUUUCGAUGGUUGGCUCAUCAAUAUCGAGAACUCCCUGAGUCCGGCUGCUGUGGGGAACACACCCCCAUUUCUCCGGUACCUGACUACGCAGCUCCAUCAGCUGGUUCCUGGAGGUCUGGUGCUCUGGUAUGACAGCGUGGUACAGAGCGGGCAGCUCAAGUGGCAGGAUGAACUCAAUGAACAGAACAGGGUUUUCUUUGACUCCUGCGAUGGCUUCUUCACCAACUAUAAUUGGCGGGAGGACCACCUGCAGAGGAUGGUGGCGCAGGCGGGGAAUCGCCUGGCUGACGUGUAUGUGGGUGUGGAUGUGUUUGCUCGGAGCAAUGUGGUCGGAGGCCGUUUCGAUACUGACAAGUCACUGGAGCUGAUCCGUAAGCACGGCUUCUCGGCGGCGCUCUUUGCUCCUGGCUGGGUGUAUGAGUGUCUGGAGAAGAGUGAAUUCCUUCAGAACCAGGACAAAUUCUGGAGACUGCUGGAGCGCUUCCUGCCCACACACAGUAUCUGCUCCCUGCCCUUUGUCACCUCUUUCUGUCUGGGGCUAGGACCUCGAAGAGUAUGCUACGGCAAGGAGCAGGCAGUGGGGUCCUGGUACCAUCCUAGUGCCCAGGAGACCCAGCCCCUCUUUGGCGAACAUAAACUGGCUGGAGACAGUGGGGGCUGGGUGAAGACACACUGCUGCCUGGCUGACGCCUGGCACGGGGGCAGCUCUCUGUUGCUCCGGGGCCUGAUCCCGCCUGAGCUUGACAACGUAGCCGUGAGGUUGUUCUCCUUGCAGGUUCCACUGCCACCCAAACUCUUCCUGUCAAUGGUGUACAAGUUUGAAGGCUCAACUGAUGUUCAGGUGGCUUUGGAGCUUACAACAGGGGAUGCCAGCAGCUGCCAUGUGGGUGGCAUAUCGGUGCUGAAUGCAGAUUCUGGCUCAAGGCACAGUCCCCGACCCCUCCGGGUGCCCCCCACCAAGCUGGCCAGGUGGGGUGGCCGUUGUGGCCAGCAGCUCAGUGGGGGCUGGAUUCAAUGCUGCUAUGAGGUGAGCCUGCAUGGAUGCCUGCUUCAGGACCUCUUGGUGAGCUUCUCACGGCCACCUGGCAGCAGGGAGGAGAAGGGCUUCAUUUGUCGCCUUGGAGAGAUCCAGGUGGUUGAUGCCAAAAGCCUGCUGGCCCCUCUGCCUCGGGUGCAGAAGGUCACCAUCUCCCAGCUCCGCUGGCUCCCGCUGAUCUCUGGAUCCGAGGGCCGACCUGCCCAGCUCCUUCUCAGCUGCACUCUCCAGUGGUCCUUCCACCUGCUCCAAGCCAGGUGCUUCCAGAUUCACUGCCGGGAACAGACAGGAAGCAGCUCUGCAACAGACGGGACUGAGAAGCUAACGUUCCUGGGCCUGGCUUUUGCCAACCAGUACCGUGUGGUGGACUUGGUAGUGGGGGCUGCUAGAUUUGGGCAGGAUGGUCGUGUGGAGUUCCUGGUGGAGCCUGUCCCCAGGGAGGGCUUCCAGGUGCCUCAGGCUGAGUGGGGCAGGGCGGCCCUAAUCUACUCAGCCCCUCAGUGAGCCCAUCCCAGAGCAUGGUACCCUUCUUGCCUCAAGACUCGAGGUUUCCUCUUGGUCAACCACCCAGGGCUGAGUGGACCACUGAGUAUAGCUGGGUCCCCAGGUCUCUAGGCUCUGGCUGUGCUCCCAGGGAGCUCUGCCCUGUGGGUGCUCCAGGUGAGUUACCUAGCACCCACAUCCUUCUGUGUAAUGCCCUCCAUGGGAUAUAGGACUCAGGGGAGAAGGAGAGCGCUUGAAGUUUCUUUCAGAAGGUUCAGUAAAGACUACCACUCACAGUCUGAAAA